Molecule: messenger RNA, 2131 nt
Organism: Protopterus annectens (West African lungfish)
Lineage: Eukaryota; Metazoa; Chordata; Ceratodontiformes; Protopteridae
Product: lanosterol synthase-like
Exons: 17
Coding region: 554-2131 (525 amino acids)
Biological process (GO): cholesterol biosynthetic process; triterpenoid biosynthetic process
Cellular component (GO): lipid droplet
Molecular function (GO): lanosterol synthase activity
Source: RefSeq, a predicted model, not a curated record
UUUAAUUUGUCCCAAUUUUAGAAGUAUCGCUAUGCAUGGAAUACGCAAGCGCUUGUGACAGAGGCGCAACUACGAGCCACACACAUUCACAAGAGGGGGCCCGGUCACUAGUAGGCUUAACAGUUUUAUAUUCUCUGUCACGUCCUACACAAUACAACACUUUUUUAAGAGGCACAAAAACCUUGAAAUCAUACGAACUGCGACCUAGUUCCCAAAUACACCAUCAGCUACUCAAGUCUCUUUUACUUCGCAGGAUUCGCCACGCAGACCUUCUACAAUGACUGCCUAAUUUAUACUUGGCUCACGUCUCCCCAUAACGAUAAAGACAUUUGGAACAUACCUAGAGGAGUCGAGCGUGUAGGGAUACCUAAGGGUCCAGUCGUAUUACGGGUAAAAAAAAGAAGUUGCACGUGCAUCAACUGCUAGCCCGGAAAUGUGGGUGGAGCGAUAGAGGCAGCGAAAUUUAUUUAAAGGGAAUCGUAGCAAAUUUUGCGGUAUCAGUACAUUUCUGCAAAAGAAGUAUCUGUAGGCGUUGGAAGGUGCAAAAAAGAAAAUGACUGAGAGCACGUGCAUACGGAGAAGGGGUGGGCCUUAUAAAACAGAGCAUGCAACUGACUUAACACGCUGGAGACUUGCCAAUGUCGAAGGGCGGCAAACGUGGCAGUAUUUUGAAGAACAUGAGACAAUAGAAAGAGAGCAAAAUAUACUGGAAGCUUAUUCUGUAGGACUUGAUAUAGGAAGGUUUACAAAGGACUUACCAAAGGCUCAAGUAGCUAGAGAAGCAGCUGAAAAUGGAAUGAAGUUUUAUUCUGCACUGCAGGCAGAAGAUGGCCACUGGGCUGGAGACUGCGCGGGACCUCUUUUUUUACUUCCAGGGCUUUUGAUCACAUGUCAUGUAGCCAGCAUUCCCUUGCCAGAAGCCUUUAAGAAGGAGAUGAUACGGUACCUUCGUUCAGUGCAACUUCCUGAUGGCGGAUGGGGACUCCACAUUGAAGAUAAGUCUACAGUGUUUGGUACAACUCUGAACUAUACCGCCAUGAGAAUCCUUGGAGUUGGACCUGAUGAUACAGAUUUGGUCAGGGCAAGAAAUAACCUGUACAGUAAAGGUGGAGCUGUUGGCAUCCCUUCUUGGGGUAAAUUUUGGUUGGCUGUCCUGAAUGUUUACAGCUGGGAAGGGAUAAACACACUUUUUCCUGAGAUGUGGCUGUUCCCUACCUGGAUGCCUGCUCACCCUUCCACAAUCUGGUGCCACUGUCGCCAGGUGUACCUUUCCAUGAGUUACUGCUAUGCUGCCCGCUUGAAAGCCAAAGAAGAUGAUCUUAUCCUUAGCCUUAGACAGGAGCUGUAUGUGCAGGACUACGGUAGCAUUGACUGGCCAAAACAGCGUAACAAUGUGGCUGCCUGUGAUAUAUUUACUCCACAUAGCUGGUUUCUUACACUAGCAUAUGCGGUGCUAAAUUUCUAUGAGGCACAUCACAGUACUAGCCUGCGGAAGAAAACCAUGAUGGAGCUGUUCGACCACAUUGAUGCUGAUGAUCGGUUUACGAAAUGUAUCAGCAUUGGAGCAGUUUCAAAUACAAUUAAUAUGCUGGUUCGCUGGUACGUGGAAGGUUCAUUGUCUCCAGUUUUUCAGGAGCAUGUGUCCCGAAUCCGAGAUUACCUCUGGCUUGGGCUUGAUGGUAUGAAGACACAGGGCACUAAUGGCUCUCAGCUAUGGGAUACAGCACUUGCUGUGCAGGCAUUCCUGGAGGCCGGAGCACACAAAAAUCCUGAAUUUAUCACCUGCCUACAACGUGCCCACCAGUUCUUAAGAAUCACACAGGUCCUGGACAAUCCUCCAGACUACCAGAAAUACUAUCGACAGAUGACCAAGGGUGGUUUCCCUUCAAGCACGCGUGACUCUGGCUGGAUUGUGACAGAUUGCACUGCAGAGGGACUGAAAUCAGUACUGCUUUUGCAAGAGAAGACCUUGUUAAUUACUAACCCGAUUCCUAAGGAGCGCCUUUUUGAUGCUGUCAAUGUGCUUCUGAGUAUGAGAAAUGCAGAUGGUGGAUUUGCUACGUAUGAAACAAAAAGGGGAGGGCGACUUUUAGAACUCCUUAAUCCCUCAGAAGUAUUUGACUCAGUGUAG